Molecule: messenger RNA, 1179 nt
Organism: Blepharisma stoltei
Lineage: Eukaryota; Ciliophora; Heterotrichea; Heterotrichida; Blepharismidae
Source: the annotation of a GenBank genome assembly
AUGUGGUGGGAAAAUUUCCAAAGAAUUUUGAAGAAUCCAAGAAAAUUUAGAAACUUAACCAGAAGACGAGAAAUAAAAUAUUGGCUUCUUGUUAUUCUAAUCCUCAUCCUGAUUUAUUUAUACACAUCAAAUGGUGACUUUUCUUUCUUUUUGACCCUAUGCUCAACACUCCAAAUGAUAUCUUUUAUAAGUUAAGUUAAGCUAAGUUUAGCGUUAUAAGGCCAUAAGAUGAUACGCCUCUAGCCUGCCUAUCUCGUGUGAGCUCACCUAACCUAAGGAUUAUCUCCUUAAAUUAGAGACACUUUAUGCGGAUGCCCUGCUAGUUCCUAUAAGCAGAGACUAAGUAAAAGGUAAAGCCCCAAGCCUUUCUGGCAAGAGCACAGAAAACCUUCAGGGAAAAAGAAAACUCCUUCAUUGGCAGGCAUCCUACAAAGACCUACUUCAAUAAGUGACAUGGGCACUAUUUUCAGUUUCAUCAGAACUGGUCCGACCUGUGCAUCUCAGAGUCCAUCUGAUGUCACUAUUUUAUUCCUGAUAUCUUUUAUAGGAAUCUGUAUUCAAGUGACUCAUAACACAGAUGGUUUAUCAUUCUAUUCCUUUUUAUACUAUAGCAUUAUAUAUUUCAGCCGCCUCAACUCAAUUAUCCCAUUUGAAAACUACUUACCUUAUGAUACAUCUGGAGAUUGGUUUUAUCAAAUUGUCGAAAUUGCGUCUUUUGGCCAAAGCUUAUAUAUAACCUCAAAACUUUUUGAAGUAAAAGAAUCACCGAUCAUGAUACUUUACUCAAUUCCAUGCAUAAUUUUAUCGCUUUUUGUUCAUGCAACUCUAAACAGAAAUUUUUUGACUGACUGAUUGUGGACUUUAUCAAUGUACAUGGAGGCUGUCGCAUUAAUUCCUUUAAUUGAAAAAUUAAAAAGCACAGAAGCUGUUGAAAACUUUUCUGUACAUUUUGUAGCUGCAAGGGCUGCUUCACAGAUAAUGAGCUCAAUAUUUUGGUUUAAAACUUACAGAGAGUUAAAUAAAGUUUUCAAAUCAGUGAAAAUUAAUUUGUUUCCUGGGUUAGCCGGAUAUUUUGUAUUAGGGUCGCAAAUUAUUUCUUGCUUUUUUACAGCAAACUUCUUUAUUUAUUAUGUGAAAAGUGCAGCAUUUGGAACUCCAUUUAUUUUGCCUUUCAAGUAA